GUUAAAUCAGAAAUGCGCGGGGGAGGGUUCAGAAGUUCAUGGCUUCCCAACGAACUCCUUGCUUUGUCUGAUCGAUCAACCUGUUCAGAAAGAAAUGUUUAUCAGAAACCCUAUACGAAUUUCUUAAGAGAGAAAGCGAAAUUAAUUUGUGAGAAACUAAAAAAUGGGUGGUUUAUUGUCGCUGACCAAAGGGCCUCCACCGCCUAUGGUGUUGGUUCCGCCGCUCUUCGAUUUCCCUCCGCUUGCUGCUCGUACAAGGAUGUUGGAGCCAUCAUAUAAUCUGCUAUUUGGAAAGCUUGCCUUAAAAAGCCUCUUUGAAGAUUACUUUGAUGCAGCAAAUCAUUUUAGUACUAUAUUUAUGUUGAAGCCAGUUGAUGAUCGUCAUGUCGAUUUAGUAGCAACUGUUUCAGGUCCUCUUGAUAACAAGCCUGAUGAUCCAAUUGUUGGUAAUGCACUAUUUCGUUGGCAAAGUGAUGUUGAUGAUCCUCACACCUUCACAGAUCUAUAUGUAUCAAGUUCUGAUCCGAUUUUACUCAUGAGAGCAUGUGCAUACUACCCGAAAUAUGGUUUUGGAGCAUUUGGCAUUUUUCCAGUGCUUAAAAAGCAGAGAGUAUCUCCAGAAGACUAUGGAACAAUGGGUUUGAGAUAUGGCUCAUCAAGGUUAUCAUUUGGAGCCACACUUUUGCCAUAUUCAUUGGGAGAUGAUGUCCCGAAAUCUGCAUGGCUGGUGAGCAAGAUAGGGAGAUUAACUGCUGGGGUGCAAUAUGAUCCUCAAUUUGAAAAGAAGGAUGGUGCAAAGUAUAAAAAUUUGAAGAAUUGGAAUUGUGCAAUAGGAUAUGGACUUGGAUCAGGCAGCCCAUUGAGUCCUUCAUUUAAUUUUGGUCUUGAAUAUGCUCAAAAUUCCCAGUUCAUAGCCUCUUUCUAUCAGCAUGUGGUGGUCCAACGAAGGGUGAAGAAUCCACUUGAAGAGAAUGAAAUAAUUGGAAUCACUAAUUACAUAGACUUUGGAUUCGAGUUGCAAACAAGGGUGGAUGAUCAAAAGUCAUCAAACAAUUCCACCUUUAAUAUUGCUGCAUCUUGGCAAGCCAAUAAAAACAUUUUGCUCAAGGGAAAAGUGGGCCCUCUUUGUUCAUCUCUGUCUUUAGCUUUUAAGUCAUGGUGGAAACCUGCAUUCAGUUUCAAUGUCACAGCUACGCGAGAUCGAACUAUAGGAAAGACAUGUUUUGGAGUUGGUCUUCGUGUGGAUAAUGUAAGAGAAGCAAGUUACCAAAGAGCGGAUCCGAAUUAUGUAAUGCUGACACCCAAUAAAGAACAUUUAGCGGAUGGAAUCCAGUGGAAAUCCGGGAUGAGACCCAUGUUGCAAUCCGAUGUCAAUUCCGGCAACUUUGAUAGCCUCCCCAGGGAACUCAGACCCUAUGGUAGAAUGUUUUGAUCUUCUUUUUCUUCAACCCUCUAUACUCUAUACUUAUUUAUUUCGUUUUCGGUUUCUUUCACUUUUUCCUUUAAAAUAAUUCGACUUUUUCUUAAGUAGCUCAUCAAAGUGUUUUGUUUGCU
Molecule: messenger RNA, 1554 nt
Organism: Lactuca virosa
Lineage: Eukaryota; Viridiplantae; Streptophyta; Magnoliopsida; Asterales; Asteraceae
Source: the annotation of a GenBank genome assembly